This is a messenger RNA of Pogona vitticeps (central bearded dragon), 4524 nucleotides long. RefSeq names its product zinc finger and BTB domain containing 20 (gene ZBTB20). The record is from RefSeq and is a predicted model, not a curated record. Gene Ontology annotation, biological process: regulation of transcription by RNA polymerase II. Gene Ontology annotation, molecular function: RNA polymerase II cis-regulatory region sequence-specific DNA binding; protein binding; DNA-binding transcription factor activity, RNA polymerase II-specific. Lineage: Eukaryota; Metazoa; Chordata; Lepidosauria; Squamata; Agamidae.
GCCAUUUUUUUUAAUUUUUUAAAAAAAGUGUAUCAGGACUUGGGAAGAGGGUGACAAAGAAGGUUUUUCAAAGAGGCAGAGAAGGAGGUUCUAAUAAAUUUGGAAGGAUACAGUUCCCUGGCUUGGGGGAAAAGGAGAACUCCUGGCUGAUUAGCAUUCACACCAGACCAACAAGUAUCUUCAGACAAGUUUGUUGAUGGUUCAUGUCGACCAAUUCUACAUAAGAGUCGCAAAGCAGAUUUUGCAAAUUUUGCAUCCUGAGUGCUUGAUAAAUCAUAAGGCCACAUUGCUUCUUCAAAUUACCGACACAGCUUUUCACCAAUCGCUGCCCCAAUGAAUGUCUACACUAGGUCCAAAGCCUGGAGUGACCUACCUGAAGAGUGACACCAUUCAGAAACCACUGAAGAAACCCAAGACAGCGGAAAAACAGGAGGAGUCUGAGGAGAAUGAGAUUACGCAGACGGGUGCAUACAGCACCAAGACGGGCCUUCAUUGCCUGAAUUCUGAAACUGUCCCAUCUCUGAGCCCAGCUCUCAUCCAUUCAUCACUUUCACCAACAAACCUGCACACACACACAGGGUCACCUGAUAGUAACAUUAGUUGUAAGGGGAUGACAGAGCGCAUUCACAGCAUCAAUCUCCACAACUUCAGCAAUUCUGUGCUCGAGACCCUCAACGAGCAACGCAACCGUGGCCACUUCUGUGAUGUGACGGUCCGCAUCCACGGGAGCAUGCUACGCGCACACCGUUGUGUGUUAGCGGCUGGCAGCCCCUUCUUCCAAGACAAGCUGCUAUUGGGCUACAGCGACAUUGAAAUUCCUUCUGUGGUGUCAGUCCAAUCCGUACAAAAGCUCAUUGACUUCAUGUAUAGUGGGGUGCUGCGGGUCUCACAGUCAGAGGCCUUACAAAUUCUUACAGCAGCCAGCAUCCUGCAGAUCAAGACUGUGAUUGAUGAAUGCACACGGAUUGUCUCACAGAAUGUGGGUGACAUUUACCCAGUGAUGCAGGAUUCUGCCCAGGAGACACCCCGAGGGACUCCUGAAUCAGCCACUUCAGGGCAGAGCAGUGACACAGAGUCUGGCUAUCUGCAAAGCCAUUCCCAGCACAGUGUAGACAGGAUCUAUUCUGCUUUGUAUGCCUGUUCUAUGCAGAAUGGUAGUGGAGAACGUUCAUUCUACAGCGGAGCUGUGGUCAGUCACCAUGAAACAGCUCUUGGACUUUCCAGAGACCAUCAUAUGGAAGACCCAAGUUGGAUCACAAGGAUCCAUGAACGCUCGCAGCAGCAGAUGGAGCGGUAUCUUUCCACCACUCCAGAAACUACACACUGCCGGAAGCAGCCACGCCCGGUUCGGAUCCAAACCUUAGUGGGCAAUAUUCAUAUUAAGCAAGAGGUGGAAGAUGACUAUGACUACUAUGGACAGCAGAGGGUACAGAUUCUGGAGCGCAAUGAGUCUGAGGAAUGCACUGAAGAUACUGAUCAAGCAGAAGGCACUGAAAGUGAGCCCAAGGGAGAGAGCUUUGACUCUGGGGUCAGUUCCUCCAUUGGCACUGAACCUGAUUCUGUUGAACAACAAUUUAUAACAGGUCUAAACCGAGAAGGCCAACAAGAGCCUCCCCAAGCAGAACAAAAUGAUGCUUCUGCUGAAGGCAUUCAGCAACAGCACAUAGAUGCCAACUCUUCCUCACCUGAACGAUGCAAUGACAUUGAAAGGGACAGCACACUGAUUGCUGUUAGUAACAGUACUGAAAAGGGGACACUGCAGUCUGCUGUCACUACAACAGUCGGGCAGGCAUUGCCAAGCACCCAGCUGUACUUACGCCAGACAGAAACCCUCACCAGCAAUUUGAGGAUGCCGUUGACCUUGACCAGCAACACACAAGUGAUUGGUACAGCUGGCAAUACAUACUUGCCCGCACUCUUUACUACACAGUCUGCUGGCACUGGCACUAAGCCUUUCCUCUUCAGCCUGCCCCAGCCCUUAGGCCAACAGGCACAAUUUGUGACUGUGUCCCAGCCAGGUCUGUCAACUUUCACUGCCCAACUACCAGCUCCACAGCCUCUAGCUCCUUCUGCAGGCCACGGCACAGCAGGUGGGCAGGGUGAAAAAAAGCCUUAUGAGUGCACACUUUGCAACAAGACUUUCACCGCCAAACAGAAUUAUGUCAAGCACAUGUUUGUACAUACAGGUGAGAAGCCCCACCAAUGCAGCAUCUGUUGGCGAUCAUUCUCCCUAAAGGAUUACCUAAUCAAACACAUGGUGACACACACUGGUGUCAGAGCCUACCAAUGCAGCAUCUGUAACAAGCGCUUUACCCAGAAGAGCUCCCUGAAUGUGCACAUGCGGCUCCACCGAGGGGAGAAAUCCUAUGAAUGCUACAUCUGCAAGAAAAAAUUCUCCCAUAAGACCCUGCUUGAAAGACAUGUGGCUCUCCAUAGUGCCACAAAUGGAACACCUACCACAACAGGGACUGGUGCAAGGGCUCUUCCCACAGGAGUGUUGGCUUGCACAGAGGGAACCACCUAUGUCUGCUCCGUCUGUCCAGCUAAGUUUGACCAAAUUGAGCAUUUCAAUGACCACAUGAGAAUGCAUGUUUCAGAUGGAUAAGUAAAAUCUAUUCUGUUAUGAACAACAACAAAGCCCAACCAGAGAAACAACAAGAAGCUAUGGCACUAGAAUUUGAUAUUUUUGUUUGUUUGUUUUUACUUCUUUGUUCAUUUUAUUUUCAUUUCAUUUUUGUACUACAUGAAGAACUGUUUUUGCCUGCUGGUACAUUACAUUUCUGGAAGCUGGGUGAAAAGUAAUUAACCUUGCCUUCCUUUGAUGGUGGCCUUAAGGCCAGAUAGUGCUUCAGGAGAUCUACUGGUUAGAUCUCUAGCUACUGGCCUCUAAAUACAACCCUUCUUUACUACAGACAAAACUUUUAAAAAUAUCUUUUUGUCACUUGUGAAGAGCACUACAAAACAACAGCAACAAAGAGAAAUAUAUUAUGAAAUCUACAAGGCCUACUGUCGUAAGUACACCGCUUGCAGUGUUUCAGUGGACAGAUUCACAAUUCUGACCACUUUGGACUUCAGAGUAUCCAGUUAAAACUGUGGAAUAGAACUAAAUGGUUAAGCAAAAACCUCAGAAAGUGAGCCCUAUAAUAUAAUAAUCGUUAUUAUAAGAAGGGCUUUGGAGAAGGGCAAGGGAGUUUGGGUUGGAUGGUGUGGAGUCCCUGCAGGAUGGGGAAGGAGAAUAAUAGAUUCCUCUUGUGGAUUGUGUUCCUUUCCACACAUUCUGAUUCAUAGUCCCCAUCUUCUUUCUCCCUGAUUAACCAUCUUUCAUCAAAGGCUAGAAAAAAUUAAGUAAGAAUGAGGUGAGCGAAGAUGGCUUUUUCGUAAUUUAUUCAGUAUCUGGCUGAGUCCAAGGCCUCAGCAUAAUCAUUGGGACUUUAUCAAAGAAGAAAUAGCAAAAAGAAAAAAUUUCAAGAGUUUUUUCACCUAAUGUUCUAGGGACAAGAAAGGAUUAGCUUCCACAGGUGUUGGGAGUAAAAAUCAAAAAGGCUGCAUCAAGGUUUAUUCUUGUGGAAGAAAGUAAAGUAUGACAUGGGUGGGAAGUAACUAAAAAGAGGUCUCAUGAUUUUUUUUAAUUCAAUUUUUUUAUAGAGGGACAGAGGUGGUGUUUACCAGAUAGAGUGCUGAUUUUUUUAAAAAAUAUAUUUACCACAGUAUUUGUGUAAAAAAAUGAAAAAACAAAAUUGUAACCUUGUUAAAGUAAUUUUUGUUUUCUCUUGUUUUGCAUACACUGCCACUAAUAUCUGCUCAGUUGUGUAACUAUAUAUCUGUGUGCAUAUAUGUCUGUGUAUGUGGAUACACAUGCACACACACACACACACAUAUGUAGUGCACAUAUAUAACUUAUGUUAGAUGAAGACUUUUAAGAUUAGGUACAGUAUCCUACUUCCAAAUAGAAAAGAGCAAAGGAGAAUGAGGUUAUCCUUAUGGUUGAGUUCAAAGAAGACAAAAUAUGUGUCAAUUUAUUUUCUGUUGUUUUUUUCCUGUGCUUUUAUUAGUUUGAACAUAGCAACCAGAGAAUAGAGUGAUAUGUGUGAUUUCUUCCAUCAUAUUCUUUCUACCAUACAGUAUCACUUGAAAAGCUGUUCUGAAAAAAAAAAUCCUUAAGCUUGUAACUACAGUCCAUCUAAGAUUUAGACAAGAAAGAAUCUUUUCUGAAAUAAGAUACUCAACACAAUUUAUCCAGCGGUAGGAAUGAUAAAAAAUGAUUUUGUUCAUAAGUUCUGGGAGACUUUAUAUAGUCAUUCAUUCUUAUACAUCCUACUAUUCUAUCUCUAAUUUUCCAUUGCUCUAUGAAAAAUAGAUCUGCACUCUCCAAUUUACUUAAAUGCCAAAAUUGCUAUUUUUCCUUACAAAUACAAGUAAUCUUCCCUCUUUUUUGUUGUAAAAGUUUAAUGGGUCACUCUUUGUGUUCUUUGCUCAUCUGAACCCAAGUAAGGCAAGCAGAAUAAAUGUCAAAGAGCCUUUCAA